Molecule: messenger RNA, 1871 nt
Organism: Humulus lupulus (European hop)
Lineage: Eukaryota; Viridiplantae; Streptophyta; Magnoliopsida; Rosales; Cannabaceae
Exons: 5
Coding region: 168-1655 (495 amino acids)
Source: RefSeq, a predicted model, not a curated record
CGCCCUGACGAACCGGACCAAUUGGAAAUGUCUUCUUAACUGUGAUCUUUUUCUAAGACUCAGUGCAGUGUAGGGUUUUACACCAGCCUAUCUUACCUAAUUUCUCUUCCUCCCCAUCUCACUCGCUUCAGGUUAGAGCUUCCAAGGUGGUGAACUUUCUGGAUGUCAUGCAUGCCGUAAAGGGUGGUUGGGUUGGGCAAACAUUUGCCCUAGCUAGAAGCAAUGAGUCUGAAGGAAGGAAGUCCCGAAUUAGGCUUUCCAAGAAAGAGAGGAAGGCGAUGGUUGAGUCCUUUAUAAAGAAGUAUCAAGCGUCAAACAAUGGGAGUUUUCCAUCACUGAAUCUUACCCACAAGGAGGUUGGUGGGUCUUUCUACACAGUUCGAGAAAUUGUCAGGGAUAUAAUCCAAGAAAAUAGGGUUUUAGGUCCUGCUAAGUUAAGUGGAGAUGGCAAUGGCACCGAUCAGUUGGAAGAAUACCCACUGGGUUCAAUUGCUAUAGCUCCUCAAUAUCAUUUGACACAAUUAUCAAAUGGAUCUCAAGUAAUGACAAAUGAAUACCAUGGAUCUAAUGAAGAACCAAAUUUGGUUUCUGAUGGACAUCAUGCUGUACUUGAAGAUAAGGUGUUUGACAAUGGCCAAGUCAUCAAUGUUACUAUUGAGAGAGGAUUGAGUGAACCAAAAGAUGUAGAGACGCAAGGGCAUGAAUUUAUGGAAUCGGAGCAGAAUAGUGAUGAUCAAUCUAGCAAGGAAGCAGGUUUAGUUUCUGAUGGGAAUUAUGCUUGUCCUGGACAGGAGGUGGUUGACAAUGAGAAUGUCAUCAAUGGCAUUCCGGUUGGUGCGAGGCAUAUAGAAUCUCAGGAACAGAAUCUAUCGGAUCUGCAUGCUAGCAAACCUUCUGAAGCAGAGAAUGCCGAAGAAUCAGCAGCUUCUAGGUCUAAAGUGACACCUAUAGCAGCAGAUGUAAUAGUUGAGACAUUUCCUAUGAGGCCUGCUGCUACGACAGGUGAGUUUGAUGGAAGGUCCAAUGAACUAACGAAUGUAACACAUUCUUUUGGUAGACAAGACCUUAUAAAAGUGGAUCUAGCAACUGAUAAUGGGAGUUCUCAGACAGAUAGAAUAGAGUCUUUAAAAAGUUUUAGCUUGAUGGACGAGGAAAAAGUGACAAAUCUUUCUAAUGAUUUAGGUGAUAAAAUAUCUGGGUUAGUCGGUGCGGAAGAAUUGGAGAAAUACAGAGAUCCAUCAUUGGAAAGCUCAAAAAGCUCUAACAAGGGUACUGGACAAGAAAUUCACGAUUUGAAUGGCAACGAGGUUAAAUUAUCUAGCACUGAUGUAACGACAGUAACUCUUGAGAAAAGCCAGGCAAUUUCUGGAGCUAAGGCUGUAAACACUCCAAAUGGCAUCAAUGUGAAGUAUAUUGACAACAGAGGUGGUACGACUGAGCAUUUGAAAACUGAGCAGGAGCUGAAUGAAAAUGAAGUUGAUGCUCAACAAGGCGACAAGCCCCAGAAAGGAAGUAGUCCAACUUUAGAUAGAAUUAAUCUUGAAUCUUGGGGAGGAAGGGUCUCAAAGAAUCCUGGAAAACCAGAAGGUAACAACCCUAUGUGGGCCGUUUUUAAGGCGUUUAUAGAUGCCUUUGUGAAGUUUUGGUCUGAAUAAUGUUUCUGAUGCGUAAAAUUUUGUUGCUAUGCUCAUGAAUUGAUUGUAUAUCUGAUAGAAUGAUGUGCAUUUCACUCAAUGACCCUGCUUUUGUCUUUAGAUUGUUGUGAUCUUAAUCAUUUUCUCUUCUACUUGAUAUGGGUCUGGUAACUGGUAUCAUUGUCUAUUGGCAGUUGGCAUUAUGAUUACUUAGAGAAGCACUUGUUUUCAAGUGUA